UAAUAAUUAUCUUAUUAAUCUCGCCUAAUCCGUUACGUGCUUUAUCAGCCUCUUAUUGCAUAUUUUAUGAGGUUCAACUAAUAUUUAUUUCCAGCUCAAUGUUAUUACUAAAAUUAGCCAUAAACGGCUCUUUUCUCCGAUUUGUUAUUCUUUACGUGUGCCUUUUUAUUGUUUUCCUUCCCAACUUUAUCCUUACUGACAACCUAAAAUAUUCUUUGGCAAAGAAUUCUCAAUUAAAUUCUCCAGAAAAAUUAAAGGCAGUUGAAAGGAGGCCGAGAAGGAGGCAAUUCUAUUAUGAAUUAAUUGAUAAAGAAUUGAGGGAUUAUAGGGAAGAGGAAGAGGAUGAAGAUGAUUUAACGGAAGAAGAAAUAAAAAAUUUUAAAAGAAGGAAAAUGAAGAGCAGUCGGAGUGGAAGGGAGGCUUUUGGCCAUUCGGAAUAUUUAUUGCCAGAAAAUUUUCGCUCUCUCCAUCGAAAAGAUAUUCCUGUUACAUACCGAUUACAUGACGAUUUACUUCGUUAUUAUCGCAAAGGCACUCGACCUGUUACUCAUCCUAGCAAGAUCAUCAAUGUCUCUAUGAGCGUCUUUCUAUAUCAAAUUAUCAAACUCGAUGCUGUGAAGAAUACAAUCUCACUUUCUGGCAGCUUUGAAAUGUAUUGGCAAGACGAAUUUUUGCAGUGGGAACCAGAUACUUAUGAAGGUGCCACAGAGAUAUUUUUGGGUAACUUGAUUAAUGUUUGGUAUAUUUUAUCAAUUAAAGCUUCGACUGAUAUUUGGAUUCCUGAAUUUUCGCUUUAUUAUUCUGUUAAUUUCAACGAUGCUGUCAAAUUACAAUCAAAUAACGAUGUAAGAGUUAAUUUUACUGGGCAUGUUCGUUACUGGAUUCCAUUCUCGACUGAAUCCCUAUGCAGUAUGGAUGUCAAAUUCUUUCCUUUUGAUAUUCAGCGAUGCACUUUGCUACUCGGUUCCUGGGCGCAUUCGAAUGAUUCUAUUAAAUAUUCGUUAUACUCCAAGAAUUUGUCACUAAUUGAUUUUUAUGAUAAUCAAGAAUGGCAACUAGAUUUGAAAGAAAGCCAUAUAACUUCAGAUGGUUUUUUGUACGAUUACUUAGAUCCUCCCCUCUUCUGGGAAAUGAUUGUUAUUGACUUGGUGGUCUCAAGACAGAGAUUUUAUUAUGUUUUUAAUCUUGUGAUUCCUAGCGCUAUGAUCACUUUUGUUGCUGUCGUUGGCUUCCACACUCCCAGUAGCAGCGGGAAAAAUCGGCAUGAGGCUAAUUAA
Meloidogyne enterolobii is the source of this 1277-nucleotide messenger RNA. Lineage: Eukaryota; Metazoa; Nematoda; Chromadorea; Rhabditida; Meloidogynidae. The record is from the annotation of a GenBank genome assembly.